AUGCCUCCUGCGCCUGUUUACAUCGGCUUUGCCCAUAAAAGUUUGUGUUCCAAAGAUGGAAAGGAUAUUUUUUUAGCUGUCACCAAUGAAGCUUGGAAGAGAGGCGUGAACUUCAAUGUGUGGUCUUUCGAUGGGGAGUUCGCCUGUAUAUAUCGUUAUUUCUACCAAGACAAGCCAAGUACAUUCAUUCAGGAAGUGAAAGCCAUUAACAAGACUGCAACCAGUAUGGAAUAUAGACAUUUAUGUACAUCUAUUUCAGCAUACAUUUCGGGGAUAUUCAAGUUCGAACCUCCAAUUUCAGAGCACGACAUUGAGAGUGAGUGCACAUUGGACCAUCCAGAUGAGUACGAUGGUGAUGAUUUGUCGUCAUUGCCCAUCACACCUCAGCAAGGAAUUGUACACAUGGAUGUUGCUGAGAUGAGAGAAAUUAAACAGUUUGUUUUGCAGUUACGACAGAACCAGGCCAUAUGGCAAGUUCAGAAGGAGAAGACGCUACGAUGCCACACGAGGAAGAGGCCCAGAGCGACCCUGAAAGAGAUGUUUUGCAGGUUUCAAAUAUUUUGCAGACGGUACGGAUAUGAAGAAGUUCUUUCAUUGGCCAAGCACAAUGAAGAGGGGGGGGAAACAUUCACUCCUUGGGAGAUGGAGCGAAGAAUAGCUGAUGGACUAAAUGACUUUGAUGAACACAAGAUCCGCUUUAAAUUCGACGAAUGGUUAUCCAAUCCCGUCCUCUCUCCAAUUACGAACAAGUUGUUGUUUUUCUCGCCGUGCAUCAAUCACUUGUUGAAGAAUGUCAGGCAUUCCAUUGGAUCAGGGAAGUCUCAAUCGUCUUCUACGGAAGCCCAGAUAUGGCAUAAAGCUUACAGUGAUAUCGCCAAGAAGAAUCCUGCUUGGAUGACUCAGAUGGAAGUCGACGGGACCGCCGAUCCACAAUCGGUGGAUAUCAUGCUGAAGAUGUUCAGUGACAAGGCCAUCAGUCUACUAAAGGCAGAAGGACAUGAAGCGACAGCAAGAAUGGCAGAGGCUAUGUCUGGCCUGCACAAAGCAUUCGAUGAAAGAGGGCUGAAAGUUUCAGAGAGGAUACGUCUCGUUCAAGAGGGUCGAAGAUGGCUAUUGGAAGGCAUCGACUGGACCAGUGUCAGCCAAAAACAUGUCAAGGGACUAUCAUCUGUAACAUUUGAAGGCUUCAUAGUUGCAAUUGAUACUCAUCUGCAAGUACAACAGUAUGUGAGGGAUAAGAAUCAUGCGCUGGGUGAUAGAGACUAUGACUUCAAUUCACGAACUCUCUGGACGGAUAGUGUAGAGAAUCUGUGGUCCUUGAUCGGCCAUCUGAACAAGAAGGAUUUUCUGAGAAAAUUCAAUCAGGCAUGCAUAGAAUUAUCUAAAAAGGUGGAUCCAAACCUGCCUUUUGUAUACGAGCAUUCGAAGAAGCGAAUUGUCCUGAGCAAACCGCACGACCGUGAAGCUUUCAAUGCACGGGAUGGAUCUGAUAAUGACGUGGAGCCACACAAUAGUACGCAGAAGAACAAUCGAAAGCGAGUAUAUGCAAAAUCAGGGCAAUGGGAUGAAGGAUUAACAGGUAAUAUGCAACGGUUCCGGGGAUUGCGUAGCAUUGCUGGCUGCAAGUAG
This is a messenger RNA of Guillardia theta CCMP2712, 1629 nucleotides long. RefSeq lists its product as hypothetical. The record is from RefSeq and is a predicted model, not a curated record. The transcript has a single exon. Lineage: Eukaryota; Cryptophyceae; Pyrenomonadales; Geminigeraceae. The coding region runs from base 1 to 1629 and encodes 542 amino acids.